Molecule: messenger RNA, 3405 nt
Organism: Penicillium longicatenatum
Lineage: Eukaryota; Fungi; Ascomycota; Eurotiomycetes; Eurotiales; Aspergillaceae
Exons: 4
Coding region: 1-3405 (1134 amino acids)
Source: RefSeq, a predicted model, not a curated record
AUGCGGUGGUACCUGUUGGGACUAUUGCUCCUCUGCCUUCACUGGAGGCAGACAUUCGCAGCUCCAGCAGACUAUAGGCAUCAGGAGGCACAAGAUGUUGCACUUCUUGCCGCCAGAGAUGAGACAGACGCGACAACGACCGCGUCCGAUAAUACAUCCAGUCAAACGACUGCGACCACGGCCAUGACCACUACUGAUACAGCAUCCACAACUACUUCAAUAACCUCCACAACGCACUCAACAUCACAUUCCCCCUCUAGCCAAACGAGUCAAUCGAUUCUUACCACAUCUGUUCCGUCGCUAGUUACAUCGACUUCAGGCUCAAGUGACCAAUCGAGCACGAAUUCAACGGGACAGACGUAUACCGGGGGAUUGCCGAUUCAGCCGUCAAUUACCCCAGCGCUGGGUGUGGGAGGAUUUAUACUUCUCGCAGCUGGCGCAGUGUUAACUUUCGUCGGUAUCCGAAAGCCACGAAUUUCCAUCUUUUUAUCUACGGGACUGCUGGCCGCCCUUGGUGUUACCGUUCUAAUUGAAUAUGUGAUGAACCCUCCAGUAAGCAAUGGAGUCCAAGGAGGAUAUCUAGUCGCAAUAUUCUUCACGGGGGCUAUAUUCGGUGGUCUGUCUCUCGUUUUCAAAGAAAUCACUGAAGGUCUGUGUUGUUUGCUUGGUGGUUUCUGUAUCGGCAUGUGGUUCUUGACCGUGAAGGCUGGCGGUCUGGUCACAGGCGACGGAGCCAAAGUGGGAUUCAUCCUUGCGUUCACUGGAGGCUUUUACUGUCUCUCAUUCAGCCACUAUACCCGUUCGUAUGGGUCGAUGCUGUGCACUGCUUUUAGCGGUGCAACUGCGCUCGUUCUCGGUAUCGAUUGCUACAGCCGAGCCGGGCUGAAGGAGUUCUGGCUUUAUCUCUGGGGGCUGAAUGACGACUUGUUCCCGUUGAACACCUAUACCUAUCCCAUAACACGCAAUAUCCGCGUUGAGCUGGCUAUCAUAAUCAUAGUCACCGUUUUUGGUGUGAUAUUCCAGCUAAGAUUGUGGAAAGUGAUCAAAGAGCGUCGCGCGAGAGAAGAGAGCGCUCGCCAGGAAGCCGAGAGAGCCAAGGAGGAGGCUGAAGCAGAAAAUGGUCGCCGACUCAAAGAGAAGAACCUAAGAGAGCGAGCGGAGUGGGAACAGAUGUACGGCAAUGGCAGUGAGGGGGCCAAAGAGCCAUCUCUGUCUGAAACGGCCGUUGCCGACGACUCGCGACGCAGCUCGGAUGCUUAUGGAUCUUCAGUCCGUGAGAAGGGAAACUCAAUCGAAAUGACAGAGAUGGCUAGUCCAGAUCCUCACUCAGCACGAGUAUCUGACAGUGGCAAUCACCUUGAGGCAGUGGAAGAGGUUGUGGCGGAGACUGGAGCCGACGAAACGGAUGGUCAUACGACAGACGGACAUGAGCCAUCCCAGCACCAAGGUGAACAUGGAGAUCAAGAAAAAUUAAGACCGACAACCCCUGCUCCAAAGGAUCUGCGCAUUGAGACCAAUAUAGAUCCCGACAAUAGCUCUGAGCAUGGUGCCGUUCUGGGAUCGGAAAUUGGCACACCACGCUCGAAACGCUUCUCAAGCCGAUCUUUAAUCAACCGGAUGUCAUGGCGAAGCGGACAUACCAUGAAGCCACUCCCAUAUAAUCAGUCAGAAGAGGCCUUGAUAGAUGCGGAUGCAUCUUCUUCCGUCGCAGGAAUGGUCGAUGAUAUUGAAAGCAUUACUUCUGAUAAGCCAAGUCUGGCGGAAAUUGACGUUGCGGCCAACGAGAUGCCAGAAAAUAAACCUGGUGAAGAAGUCCGCCCCAAUACUGUUGCUUAUGAGACUAUACACAACUCCAAUCCUGGUGAAAGCAAGGCCCUAGAUGCUAGCGCCGCUUCCGUCAUAACAGCUGUUCAUGAUACGAAUGCUUCGGAUAUUGGAACUCAACACCAAGCCAUAUCAACGGAUGACGCUCCUCGUGAGAUCGAUGUAACGGGAGCUCCCGAGCAAACGGCAACUACUAAAGCCAAGAGUGGCACCGAAGUCGAGACCGGCAGGUCAGAAGCUAUUGAAGAUCAGCAACCGAGCCCUGAAUUUUCAGCACCAGCUGAGGCGAAACCUGAACGACAGGCCGAUUCGGUGAAGAAUGAGGACACUAAGGCUGAAGGUACUAUCGCAGAAAGCAAGUCGGUCACUGAAACUCAAAAUGAAGAGAAGGCAGAGAAGGAAACUGCAAAGCGACCUGAUGAGACUGUUCUUGCUCAACCAUUGGUCGUACAACGAAAGCCAGCUAAGAAGCCUAAAUUGGAUGUGUCAACUGUGCAGAAUAUUCCCGAGCAGACUUCAAGAGUCGUGAAUUCAUUCCGCACCAGAGAAUGGGCAAAGCACCUUGCAAAUGCAGAUGCUCCGGAUUGUGAGCCUAUUCAGUUUGAGAGUGAGGAGCAAGAAGAUCCUGCUGCAUCUGAAGAAACAGCAGCUCCGGUCGACGUUCACGGCCUGCUACAGACCCCCCAUACUGCCCAGCUACCACCAGCUGUCAUGAGCCCGGCUUCUUCAAGUCCAGAGCAGAUUUACUAUCAAUCUCAAACAUCGCUAGCAUCUCCAGAUAUUUCUCAACCCAAGACAAGGGAAAACACGCAGAAUCUUGCCAAUGCAAGAUCUCCCCCACUCUCUCGAAACGUAUCUUCGAGCUCUUCGAAUCCGCAAGAUCACAAUGACAUUCCUGUGAUGCGUAAUAGCGCUUCAACUCCAUAUCUGACUGUCACCACUGCAAACGCCUCCGAAGAGGUAGCAGACUCACCUCGAUGGAGUGGGCCUGCACCCCUUUUAGCUGUGCGAGAAAACAUGAUGAAAAAUCGAAUGUCAUCCACAUCUCUCCGUUACGACCCAUGGGGACCCCGAAGCCAAUCUCGCCAGUCUCUGGCUGAGCCCACCCGAAUUGUAUCGCCAACAAUUAUCCCCGAAGCAGAGGAAAUUGCCGAGACCUCACCCCACAUUGAAGACGAUAUCCCUCUUUCCAAACGACGCGCCUUGCUGCAGCGCCAAACCAUGCGAUCACCAUCUGGGGCUAGCUCACAAAGCCUUGAACAGAUUCGAUCACCUGUAUCUCCUGCUGCCCCUGUUGAUCCAGGCAGAUCAGAAGCUAUGAUGUCGGCAUGGCGACAAUCUGUACGAGAGGAUCUCUCACAGCGACGUGAUCCUCUGGCUAUGAAAUACACACCUCUUGGAACUACUAGCCCUGCUAGCCCUGACCGACCCCGGAAUACCUGGGGAUCUGUGCAGCAGAUGCGCGAUGCCUCAGCAACCCAUAUUGGCAAUACCAUUGCCGAAGGGAUGCAAAAGGGAAACAUGACAGAGCUCCACCGUCAGGCUAUGCGGCGGAUGCAAGCUUCUGCAAAACAACUUUAG